UGCGGGCCCUCGGGGGCGGGGGGGAACAUGGCGGCCCCCAGGGGCGCGCAGCACGGCCCCGCACCGCGCCCGGCCCAGCCGGCGGGGCGGGACACGGCCCUCCGAGGGCUUGCGGCCGGCCCUCCGCAGUCAUGAGCGGCUUAUGGCGCGUCCGUGUAUAGAUACACGUGUGCUUGCGUGUGUGUGUAUAUACAUGUGUGUCCAUGCGCCUGUAUACGCGCACGGAAGUGUUCGCGCAGGGUUCGGCCCUUCGGCAGGGCCCUCAGACAGGGAAAGCGGAUGUGCCAGGAAAACCUCCGCUGGUUUUGUGGUGUUCGGUGUGUUUCCUGUCUCUGCCGCCACUGCAGGAAGCCAGGGGGUUGGUGUUUCCUGCCUGUUGUAGAUGCAGUGUUCUCCAUUGAAGUUGUCCUUCGGGAAUUAUGUGGGUGUCUGGCAGAGAGGAGCUGCUACUGGAAAAAUCGUGCUUGCCACUGGAAAGGAGUGGUUAUAAUUACAAUUGGUGAGCAGAAAACUUGUUUUUAAUGAAAUAUCCGGCCUGUGUUGAGAAACAAGUCAGAAAACCCAGCCAAAGCCACAUGUCAUCUGAAACACCCACAGACAGUCCGGAGGUGCCAAUGGAAAAUACCCUAUUCCCUAAAGUUCCUGAAGUGGAAGGAAAGGCAAAGUCAAAUGACAGUCCAGUAGAGAGACUGGAGGCAGGCUCAGGCAAGGAAGAAUGCCUUGAGUCCAUGUCCAAGAGACAAAGGAAGAAGCUCUUGAAGCAGAAGCAGUGGGAAGAACAGAAAGAUCUACGGAGGCAGAAACGAAAAGAAAAACGCCAGAAGAGAAAACUAGAACGUCAGUCAAAAUUGGAUUCCAGUAGCGAGGGCAAUGACAGAAAGUGCAUGCGCAGGGAAGUUGUUCCUAGCACGCUUCGCCUCAUCGUGGACUGCAGCUUUGAUGACCUGAUGGUGUUAAAGGAUGUUAAGAAGCUUCACAAGCAGAUUCAGAGAUGCUAUGCAGAAAACCGCAAGGCAUUUCAUCCUGUGCAGUUUUACUUGACCAGCCAUGGGGGACAGUUGAAGACCAACAUGAAUGAAAAUGACAAAGGAUGGGUGAAUUGGAAGGAUAUCCAAAUUAGACCAGAGCACUACAGUGAACUAAUAAAGAAAGAAGACCUAGUAUAUCUUACCUCAGAUUCCCCAGACAUUCUCAAAGAGCUUGAUGAGAAGAAAGCCUAUGUGAUUGGAGGACUGGUGGAUCACAAUCACCACAAGGGAAUUACUUACAAAAAGGCUGUGGAGCAGGGAAUUGAUCAUGCGCAGCUCCCGCUUGGAAACUUUGUCAAAAUGAACAGUCGGAAGGUGUUAGCUGUCAAUCAUGUGUUUGAGAUCAUCCUUGCAUACCUGGAGAAGAGAGACUGGAAGGAGGCCUUUUUCAGUGUCCUGCCACAGAGGAAAGGGGCUGUUCCUUUGGGAGAAGCCAAUGAUUCAUCCAAACAUGCUCUGUCCGGAAAAGAAGAUGGAGACAAUGACUCAGACAGCAACUAGGCUUCAGAAUGGGAUGAUGGGAAAGAUGAGACAUGGAGUUUGUGGAAUAAAACUGGGACAUGAACUGGUUUUACUUCAAGGACCAUCUGCGACCCUUGUAAUGCUGAGUUGUCUCAGGGCUUGGUAGUCCCAGAGCUGUUUCUGUGCACGAAGGGUUAAGUUAAAUGCAGGUUUUUACCCUGAAACUUCAAUAUAAUAGCUUUAAAAAAUAUAGCAAAUGCAGCAUUUAUUUUUUCCCAUGGAAGCUGUUUAAUUUAAUUUUUUAACAUUAUUUUUUAUACAUACCAAGUUGCCUAGAUACAUACCAUAAAUGCCUAGAGCAUUAGUACUUACUAUUUUAAUGUAUACAUUUUUGUCUCCAAUUCUGUUCAAAAGUUUUCUUAAAAGCAAUGAAUGACAAGUGCUCCUUUGGCUCCAAAAGGAGCUUCCUUUGGCACUGUACCACUAGAGCCUGCUGCAAAGUGUGCAUGAACACUCAAAGCUAAAAUUCUGACUUUCCUGAGCAUCUCAACAGACAAUGACAAGCAACUGAACUGCCUGAUUUAUAUAUUGUGUUUAGUUAGCUGGGGUCAGUAGAUUAAGUAUGAAUGUGGGGUUAAGCCAGUGCUUUAUACUUGAGCUUGAGAAGGAUGGGUGUUAGCACAGGUGCAAACCAUUUGCCAAGCAAGGUGCACACUGAGGUGACUCAAUCACUUUUGAUUCUUUCUUCAUAUUCUCAGCAAAAAUUAUCACAGCCUCAGAACAACACCAGGAGGGAGGAAGUCAUCCUUACAUGUCACUCAGAUUCAGUAUUCCUGUGUAAUCACAUGAUCCUUUAUGCAUUGUAUUGUCUAUCAAAUAUUUUUCCUUUAAAAAAAAAUCUUAGUCUUGUCUGGAUGUUCUGAUUCAUCAACUGACUUUAGUGCUUUGGCAAAGUAGUGAAGUGGACACCUUGGAAGUGAGGCUGUGCUUCAGCCCUGUGAGCCUGCCUAUUCCUUUCUUCUCCAGGGGGUAGCCAGGUAGCUUCAGUGCCUGAAUAAGUGCAGCUCUCACACAGGUUUCUUAUGCCUGAAGAGCACGAGGACAUGGCUUCCUAAGUGUUUCUCUCUGCUGAGCUGCAGUCAGAGGGCUGAUUCAAGUAUGACUUGCCUUGUGCCCAUUUUUCUUCCUCUCUUCUUAUUACUGCUUUUAAGUGGGGUCCCUGUGGGUCCUUAUGGUCUGUAAAGGCUUGGCAACCAACUGGUUAUGACUUACACACUUAGUGCACUUCUCUCUACAUCUUCUAAAAGGUGAAUAGAAAAGUUUCUUCUGUUAAAAGGAUCAAUUGUGGUUUGUUGCUGAAGUCUCACAGAGUUUUUCUUGGGCUUUACAAAACUGUGAUUGCUUUGUUACAGAAACUAGAUCAGCCUUUUCAUAAAAGUAUUGCUGGUUUAAUUUCUGUAACAGAAAAGGCAGUAUUUCUGCCUUUUAGUAUUUCUGCCCUUUAUAAUACUUACUGGGUACUGCCAGUACCCAGUAAGUAUUAUACUGAUUCUCUAACUGAAACGUGUAAAAUUGCAAGGAAUUACACCUUUAUGGCUGAGGUUCUGCAUGUUAAUGCAUGUAGCACCUAUUAAACCUGAUUUAAGACUCCUCAGUCUGUCCAAAGUUUCCUUAAGAACAUUUCAUACAUGUGCCUCAUUUACUUAAGCUUGAGAGUGUAGGAGCAGAUGGCUCAGACUGGGAACUUUCGGACACAUGCUGAAAGGGUUCCAAGGCAUCUUAAAGAAUUGUUGUGCAGCUUAAAACAGCCUUACAACUUUACCAGUGAAAUUAGAUACACACAUACAGGUGUUUUUAAAUUCAGCUGCUUCAAUCUGAAGCUUUCCUUCGAUGGAGAAAUCGAAGGAAAACAUGGUCUGGUGUGUUGCUGUUCAAAGGCUGCUCAUGCCAACUGCCCAGUGUCACAGCAGCUCAGUAGCUGCUACCUGUUCGUACACGUUGCUUGUCUUACCCACCUGGUCUUCCUGUCCCCCAUCACAAGAAGCAUGGCCAGCAGCACAAGGGAGGUGAUCCUCCUGCUCUGCUCUGCUCUGCUCUGCUCUGCUCUGCUCUGCUCUGAGAGCCCACCUGGACUGCUGCAUUCAGAUCUGGGGCUCACAACAUAUGAAGCCCAUGAACCUGUUUGAGCAAGUCCAGAUGACGGCAUGAAGAUGCUCAGAAUGCUGGAGCACUUUUCCUGCAAACAGGCUGGGAGAGCUGGAGCUGUUAAGCCCAGGAGAAAGGAAGGCUCUGGGGAGACCUUACAACACCUUUCAGUACCUGAAGGGGGCCUACAGGAAAGCUGUAGAGAGACUUUUUCCAAGGACGGGUAGUGAUAGGACAAGGGGGAGUGGCUUUUAACUGACAGAGGGUGGGUUUAGAUUAGGUAUUAGGAAGAAAUUCUUCACUGUGAGGAUGGGGACUUCUAAUUGUUUUUCAUUUUGAAUUUAUGUACUGUAAACAAGUUAUAGCCCUGUUUGGCACUCUGGUGUUCUGGCUUGUGGCAUGCUACUUAAGAAAGCACAUUUAUUCUUCAUUUUCAAUCUACAGGCUGUUCUCAAUAUUUUCAAGAUGGACACUUGCAUAUUUCAGGCAUGGCCCACUAAUGCAUUACACUGGAAGCAGAGAUAACUCCCUGUCCUGUUUUAUAAUAAGAAACGACAAGGAAUUUGUUUCUGAUAACAGAAACAAAUACUUAUGUGCAGUGCUUUAGGGCACUUCUUAAAGAAAGAUCUUUCUUUGAACUAGCUUUAGCUGUACAAAGUUAAUGAAACAGAAGGAAAACACACUGGGAAGUUCUCUGCUUCACCCUGCUGUCCUCAGGGAAGAUCAGCUCUGACAUGCUUGUUUAACCAAGACUUAGAGACCUCCAAUGUGAUUUGUUCCUGGGCCACCACGAUGUUGGAGAACAUUAAAAAGACAAUCUGCAUAGAAGUUCUAGUACAGGAUCCCUGGGUUUCACCACCAGGUGUCAUUGCUGUGCUUAGGAAAGCUCUGGACUUUUAUCACUUAGCUUUGUAAGGUUUCAGGUACUGCCAGAACUAUUGCUCAGCAAUGUUGGGCCGCAGAAUACAUCCAGAGAUCUCUAAACCUGUGUAAUAAAGCAUUAAAAGGGCAAUAAAGAAGGUAUGGCUCAAGGAAUCUGAAAAGCAAGAAACAGAAAAUAGGAAGAGGAUGUGGCAGCAAGUCAAACCUUUUGGCUGAAUGGGCAAACUGUCUUUUAGUUGCAUGCAGUGGGGAGGUCACAGCAGAUGCCAUAAGUGAUCAUAUUGUUUUGUUCCCUUCCAACCGAGCUUCAAUCCCCUUGGUUCAGAUUUCUGACGUCAGGGACUCCAGCCGUGUUCAUCUGCAUCCAUGUUGUGACAAUUUCCCAAACGCUGUACUGUUGCAGGUUACUGUACUUUCUCCCAUCUUCUCCAUUCCCUGGAUUCAUGCCAAUUUGCCUUUGCUUUGGCUUCCACAUGUCUGAUUUCAUAAUAUAUCCUCACUGACCCUAUGUUUGCUUAUGGAGCAAUAGAGUUUGAUUCUAGACAUGACUGCAGAAGAGCCUCUGAGUAGAAGAGCGUCUACCUGAACAGCCCCGUCUGAGAGGCUUCUGGUCACAAAGUUGACAACGAUGGUGGGGUUUGCAGAGCACUCUGGCAUGCUGCACAGGGGUGUAGCUGUCCAAGGGGAUCCACAUUGAUGGUUAUUACAAAAUUCCGUGGGCAUGACAAGACACAUGCACUCAAGGCAGUCUUGGGACAAUGUGACUGUCAGCUGCAGGAGUGCAGGAUGUGGCAUUCCUAAAAUCCUUAGAGCUUGAGGAUAAGGUCAGGGAAGUUUGAAGAGUUCCAGUGUUUAUUUGAUUUAAACAGAACUUUUUAUUGCUCCGGCUGUGCUGUAGAUCACACGAAGAUCACAGGUUCACUGCACUAUUAUUGGUAUUGGUUCAUAUUAUUGUAAAGUAUCCAUUUAUUCUGCAAAGGAGUUUUAAAAUAAGCUGUCAGUAAGUACACAUUCUUCUUGUCGUAAGUUAUUCUGAAAAGCAGGGACUGAAAAGCAGACUUCAGUGUGAUUAACAAAUCAAAAGCUGAAUAAACUUUGGCCCGUGUUUGAAAUGUGUACCUUAAUUGUCUAUAUUCCAAGAAGGUGACUUUGUUAGCAGGAACAUCAGCAUCCACUACUGACAAUCCUAAAACCAAAUUAUCAAAUGUUUGAUUCAUAUUCAUUCUCUUUUGCUAUAGUUUUACUUCAAGUAUUGUAAGAUGUCCUUUUUAAUUUCUUGU
Prinia subflava (tawny-flanked prinia) is the source of this 5797-nucleotide messenger RNA. RefSeq names its product tRNA methyltransferase 10A (gene TRMT10A). Gene Ontology annotation, cellular component: nucleoplasm; cytosol; nucleus. Gene Ontology annotation, biological process: tRNA N1-guanine methylation. The transcript has 8 exons. Gene Ontology annotation, molecular function: tRNA binding; methyltransferase activity. Bases 522 to 1529 code for a protein of 335 amino acids. Lineage: Eukaryota; Metazoa; Chordata; Aves; Passeriformes; Cisticolidae. The record is from RefSeq and is a predicted model, not a curated record.